Molecule: messenger RNA, 1287 nt
Organism: Acaromyces ingoldii
Lineage: Eukaryota; Fungi; Basidiomycota; Exobasidiomycetes; Exobasidiales; Cryptobasidiaceae
Exons: 3
Coding region: 1-1287 (428 amino acids)
Cellular component (GO): membrane
Source: RefSeq, a predicted model, not a curated record
AUGUACACCCACGGCUUCUGGGACAAGGAGCUGGCGCCGAUGCGCAAGGAAUAUCUCAUCGGCAUUCUCCGUGUGACUGCCCUCAUUACCAUCCUCAUCUGGGGCAUCGUGACCAUCUACUGGGGCUCCCUCUCUGGCGAGUACGAGCACACGCCCAACAUCUCGGCCUACGUCGUCAACCGCGAUCCGACGGGUGCCAUCGGCCAGAACGUGACGGGUGCGCUGCUGUCGACCAACAAGGGCCCGAUCCCGCACCUGACGUGGACUGAGAUCGACGCUGCACGCUACCCGACGCGGGCGAGCAUCGAGCAGGCCGUCGCCGUCGACUUUGAUACGUGGAUCAUCGUCGAGGUCCUGGCCAAUGCCACCGCCGCCCUCGAGUCGGCCCGCAACGCCGGACAGGCCAGCUGGGACCCCACGCAGGUCGUCACCGUCGCCUACGCCGAGGCGCGCAACCAGAUUGCCAUCGAUGGCCCCAUUCUCGGCUCUGUCCGCGGCGUCCUCACGCCCGUCCUCGCCCGCAUUUCGGCCGCUUCCGCCGCGUCCUGGCUCGCGGCCAACUCGGGCAACGCCGCCGCAAUCACGCGCGCAGCCACGCAGGCGCCCCAGACAAUCGCGCCGGCCGUGGGCAUGACGAUGCUCAACACGCGGCCCUUUGACCAGCCGCUGGCACUGGCGCCCACAUUCGUCGGCCUCAUCUACCUCAUGAUUCUCGCCUUCAACAUCACCAUGGGCAACUUUGGCAUGCGCCAGGGCCUGGCGCGGAAGCUCAAGCUGUCGUCGUACAUUGUCAUGCGCCUUAUUGUGCCCCUGGUCGCCUACGUCUGGCUCUCGCUCAUGUUCUCGAUGAUCAACCUGCCCUUCAAGCUCGACUUUGCCAAGAUGGGCGAAGGCAAUGCGGCCGGCUUCUUUGCCUUUUACGGCUUCUCCCUCGUCGGCAUGGCCGUCCUGGGCCUCACCACCGAGGCCUUCCUCGCCCUCGUCGGGCCGCCCUUCAUUGGCUUUGCGCUUCUGUUCUUCAUCAUCAUCAACGUCUCGGUGGCCAACCUGCCGAUUGAGCUGCAGAACCGCUUCUACCAGCUCGGCUACGCGCUGCCGUUCUACAACCUCCGCCAGGCCUACCUCACCAUCGUCUUCAACGUCGGCCAGCACUCGACGCUGCUCAAGUACUGGGGCAUCCUCAUGGCCUGGCUCGUCGUCCUGCUCCUCACGAUUCCCAUCUGGGUCUGGCUCGAGCGCCGGCGCGAGCAGGCGGCCGCAAAGAACGGCCCUCCGCAGCAGCACUAG